Messenger RNA from Funneliformis geosporum, 323 nucleotides. NCBI's taxonomy places the organism in Eukaryota, Fungi, Glomeromycota, Glomeromycetes, Glomerales, Glomeraceae. The record is from the annotation of a GenBank genome assembly.
CCCAAUUUUGGAACUUUUGGAACUGGUAUUCUGUUGAAUAUCCUGUUGAGAACUUUUCAAGAUAUACUCAACAGUAUCUCGAAGAACUUUUCUAUACCAGAGAAAUAGAAGAAACCUGGAUUAUUAUUUUUAAAUUGAUAUUUAAUCCAUUUACCGUUCUCUACAUCGCAAGUGAAAUUACAUCUCCAGUAUCAUCUGAUGAUAGUUUUGGAUUAGAUAAUCCUGAAAUAUUAAACGAUCCAAAUUUUAAUAAUUUAUUAUUUAAUACCGAACCUCUAAAUAUUGAGCAAUUAUUUAAAGAAGAAAAUCCAAUGGCUGCCUAA